Messenger RNA from Nanorana parkeri, 1721 nucleotides. RefSeq names its product protein ABHD4-like. The record is from RefSeq and is a predicted model, not a curated record. The transcript is spliced from 8 exons. Gene Ontology annotation, molecular function: phosphatidylcholine lysophospholipase A1 activity. NCBI's taxonomy places the organism in Eukaryota, Metazoa, Chordata, Amphibia, Anura, Dicroglossidae. Gene Ontology annotation, cellular component: lipid droplet. Bases 1 to 882 code for a protein of 293 amino acids.
AUGACUGCAGGAGACCGGAGCCGGGCACAGAGAUGCCGGAAGCUGAAAACCGGAAACACCGCUCCUGACAGACGUGGCGGCCUUACAGAGCACCGAACGCUCUUUCCCCGCCCACUGCUGUUACAUUUGCCCUUAUUUCCAGGUGAUCGUCCGCUUACCUCGUUGUGUAAUGCCAGGAGUACAAGAGACGGAUCCUGUCAUGGGCGAGGAGCUGGAAGAACAGUGUAUUUGACUAGAGUCAGAACACCUAAGGUCUCAUUGGUUAACUGGGUGGAUACCAUCUUGGUGCCCUACAUCCAUGUCCAAAUUAAAGACCGUGGAAUCCAGGAUACUUCAGUAGUGAAACACCUAAUUCUUGUUGAUCCAUGGGGCUUCCCAACCUUGCCAACAGACCCCAGUGAGAUGCGUUCUCCUCCAGCAUGGGUAAAAGCUAUUGCUGUCGUUCUUGGACGGUCCAAUCCUUUGGCUGUUGUGAGAGCAGCGGGACCUUGGGGGCCCAGAUUGGUGCAGAGAUUUCGUCCAGACUUGAAAAGGAAAUUUGAGGAGUUCUUUGAGGAUGACACCAUAAUGGAAUACAUUUACCACUGCAAUGCUCAGACACCAAGUGGUGAAAGUGCUUUCAAGACCAUGAUGGAGCGGUUUGGCUGGGCUAAGCGACCAAUGAUGUCUCGUCUUCAUUUGAUUCCAAAAACCCUUCCUAUCACAUUCAUCUAUGGGGCAGAGACCUGGAUUGACCGCAGCACAGGGGAAAAAGCCCAACAGCUACGACCUGACUCCUAUGUGCACACAUUGGCCAUCAAAGGUGCCUCUCACCAUGUGUAUGCAGAUCAGCCAGGUAUCUUCAAUGAAGUGGUGGAAGAGAUUUGUGAUGCGGUGGAUUGAUAGUACCCCGAGUCCUCCCGAAAUAAGGAAAAGCUCCUGGUGUGUGAACCAGGCUUACUAAUCUAAAAUACCAAUAAUGGCUCACAUUUCAGCUUUAUUCUUUGAGCUGGAUAGUUUAGAGCCAUUUUUUUUCUAAAUGAAGUAGGUUUCCCACAGUGCCACAGCAGUGCAUGGUGCCCUCUCCUGGUGAUAUUCACCAACGGUAUGCCUGAUCUUUCUAUUGGAGCACUAACUAGUAAAAGAAAGUUAACCAAUCUUUCUGGGUUUUUUUAUACUCUAUAUUGGAAGAUUGUCACUUAGUUUGAAUUUAUAAGGAGUUACAGCAAUGAAUGUUUGACCUUAAUGUGCCAAAAUUGUCCAGUGCUUAAGAUACACAGAUUACUGUAGUAGAGGAGCAUAUACACAGGCUCACAUAAAAAAAACGAUUCAAAGCUCUGAGUAGGCAUUCUAGUAGAAUGACAUUGCCUUUGUCAAUGUUGGCUUCUAGUGGACGUGUAAACUAGGGCCCCUAAAAGUGUAAAAAGGUAUGAUUUUCAGAAACCUGUGGAUUACAUGUUUGAUGUUGCCACUUGCCAGUACUACUUCUCUAAUAUGCAAGGAGUCUAUUUUAUAUUAAGGUAAUAUCCAGAUCAAUAAUAGUGAUGCAUCUUAUUUUUAUUGUAUAUGGCAGAACUGGUUAUGGUAAAUUUGUUCUUUUGUGUAAUCUGUGGUAUGUUUUAUUUGCUUAAAGAUGAGUUUGUGUAGUUCUAAUUAUAUCUCUAUACGUGAUAUGAGAUGUUGUAUUGCCUCCUUUAACAUUUUAGCAACGACAACAUGAAGACUUUCUGGCAUUCGUUUGU